This is a messenger RNA of Balaenoptera musculus (blue whale), 4831 nucleotides long. RefSeq names its product solute carrier family 9 member A6 (gene SLC9A6). Lineage: Eukaryota; Metazoa; Chordata; Mammalia; Artiodactyla; Balaenopteridae. Gene Ontology annotation, molecular function: sodium:proton antiporter activity. The coding region runs from base 450 to 2399 and encodes 649 amino acids. The transcript is spliced from 18 exons. The record is from RefSeq and is a predicted model, not a curated record. Gene Ontology annotation, cellular component: recycling endosome; membrane. Gene Ontology annotation, biological process: regulation of pH; sodium ion transport; proton transmembrane transport.
CCAGCUCCUUCAGGCCACCUGAUACAGGGCGUGAGCGUGUGUGUGUGUGUGUGUGUGUGUGUGUGUGUGUGUGUGUGUGUGUGUAGGACAGUGGAGUGCUGAGGAAAUAAGCAGCCUCCACUUGAAACAGCGGCAGAGCUUGUGAUGUCCUGAGCAAGAUUCAGAAGGCAGUGGGCUAGAUUCGACGGUCUUUCACUGCCUGGCAGCGGAGCCUGAGCGGGGAGCUGGUGCAGUGGGGGACAGAAGGCCAAAGGCUUGGGGCCCAGUGAGCUGGGAGUGUCGCGUCCCCUUUAAGAGCGGCGGCGGCGGCGGCGCGCGCUCCGACGGCUUCCCUGGGGCCCCGCCCCUUUCCCGUGAGGCCUCGGGGAGUGGUCCGACCGCGGGCGACUGCGGUGGGAGUCUUUGGCUGGGCCGGGGCUUCGGACGGCGCUGGCGGAGAAGCGAGAGCCAUGGACGAGGAGAUCGUGUCAGAGAAGCAAGCCGAGGAGAGCCACCGGCAGGACAGCGCCAAUCUGCUCAUCUUCAUCCUGCUGCUUACGCUCACCAUUCUCACGAUCUGGCUCUUCAAGCACCGCCGGGCCCGCUUCCUGCACGAAACCGGCCUGGCUAUGAUUUAUGGUCUUUUGGUGGGCCUUGUGCUUCGAUAUGGCAUUCAUGUUCCAAGUGAUGUGAAUAAUGUGACCCUGAGCUGUGAAGUGCAGUCAAGCCCAACUACCUUAUUGGUAAAUGUUAGUGGAAAAUUUUAUGAGUAUACGCUGAAAGGAGAGAUCAGUUCACAUGAGCUCAAUAACGUUCAAGAUAAUGAAAUGCUUAGAAAGGUUACUUUUGAUCCAGAAGUAUUUUUCAACAUAUUACUUCCUCCUAUCAUAUUUUAUGCGGGAUACAGUCUGAAAAGAAGACAUUUCUUUCGAAACCUUGGGUCUAUCUUAGCGUAUGCUUUUCUUGGAACCGCAAUUUCUUGUUUCGUAAUUGGAUCAAUAAUGUAUGGCUGUGUAACACUGAUGAAAGUAACUGGACAACUUGCGGGAGACUUUUACUUUACAGAUUGCCUGCUGUUUGGUGCCAUCGUAUCAGCAACUGAUCCAGUGACUGUUCUUGCCAUAUUCCACGAGCUUCAAGUUGAUGUUGAACUCUAUGCACUUCUUUUUGGUGAAAGUGUCCUCAAUGAUGCUGUUGCCAUAGUGCUAUCUUCCUCAAUAGUAGCAUACCAGCCCGCCGGAGACAACAGCCACACCUUUGAUGUCACAGCCAUGUUCAAGUCUAUUGGGAUUUUCCUUGGAAUCUUCAGUGGCUCUUUCGCGAUGGGUGCUGCUACUGGAGUGGUGACAGCUUUAGUGACAAAGUUCACCAAAUUACGAGAGUUCCAGUUGUUGGAGACAGGCCUGUUCUUCUUGAUGUCCUGGAGUACCUUCCUCUUGGCUGAAGCAUGGGGUUUCACAGGUGUGGUUGCAGUGUUGUUUUGUGGCAUCACACAGGCCCAUUAUACAUACAAUAAUUUGUCCACGGAGUCUCAACAUAGAACUAAACAGUUGUUUGAGCUUCUCAAUUUCUUGGCAGAGAAUUUCAUCUUCUCCUACAUGGGACUGACACUGUUCACAUUCCAGAGUCAUGUCUUUAACCCGACAUUUGUAGUAGGAGCAUUUAUUGCUAUUUUCUUGGGAAGAGCUGCCAAUAUUUACCCCUUGUCCCUCUUACUUAAUUUGGGUAGAAGAAGUAAGAUUGGAUCAAAUUUUCAACACAUGAUGAUGUUUGCUGGCCUUCGUGGUGCAAUGGCAUUUGCCUUGGCCAUUCGAGAUACUGCCACUUAUGCCCGCCAAAUGAUGUUCAGCACCACACUUCUGAUUGUGUUUUUUACUGUGUGGGUGUUUGGUGGUGGUACCACCGCCAUGCUGUCAUGCUUGCAUAUAAGGGUUGGUGUUGAUUCAGACCAAGAACAUUUGGGUAUUCCUGAAAGUGAAAGAAGAACUACCAAAGCAGAGAGUGCCUGGCUUUUCCGGAUAUGGUAUAACUUUGAUCAUAACUAUCUGAAGCCUCUGCUGACGCACAGUGGGCCUCCUCUUACGACAACCCUCCCUGCCUGCUGUGGACCCGUUGCGAGAUGCCUAACCAGCCCCCAGGCUUAUGAGAACCAGGAACAGUUGAAAGAUGAUGACUCCGAUCUUAUUCUCAAUGAUGGUGAUAUUAGUUUGACGUAUGGAGAUUCUACUGUGAACACUGAAUCAGCCUCGUCCGGUGCCCCUAGGAGAUUUAUGGGGAACAGUUCUGAAGAUGCCCUGGAUCGAGAACUUGCAUUCGGGGACCACGAACUGGUCAUUCGGGGAACACGCCUGGUUCUUCCUAUGGAUGACUCUGAACCCCCGUUAAAUUUGUUAGAUAAUACAAGACACGGUCCAGCCUAAGCUUACUAAUUACUCACUUAGUGAUCUGUAAAAUUUGCACAUGUGAUUGUGAAGAAAUUCGUACUACCUAAAAAGUCCCAGUGCAUGUCUCUGAAUGUUUAAGCUGUAUAAAUGCUAUUUAUAUGGCAUCGAAAGACUAUAAAUACCCUGUACAAGGCAGAUUGUGAACAAACUCUUAUGUUUUAUUGGCUGCACUAUGUAGACCGGAUCUGUUUUAGAAAGUUAAUUUCAGUGAUGUCGUGUGUCCAAGCUUUAUGUCCCAGUUCAAGUAUACAAGGUGACAGAUUUACUCUUUCUUAUAUUUACCUGACACUUAACCGGAGUACCGAGUUCUCGUGAUAUGAAUUAAUUUUAAGGCAAUGAAUUUGUGGGAGGGGAGGGAGAGGAAGGAGGGAGUGCUAGCAGGAGAAGUUCCUUUGUCGGGAAACUUGUGUUGAUUGCUGCUGCCUCUGUCGUGACCUUUUCCUUUCCUUUAUGUCCGGUGGCCUGUUGUGGUGCGAGAGGCCAGUGGCUUUGGAUCUUGCCCCAUUCAGAUUGGGGAGUGAAGUGCGGGGGCCCUUUGCCCCCCUUGCCGUGAAAAGAACAGAUUUGUUGGCUACAGUACACUGCUACUCGGAAAAGAAGGCUGCACAUGACUUCCAAGACUUUGUUUCUUUUCUUCCACUCCAAGACCUGGGAAGGAGUCGCGCCAUCCAGCCCACUUAGCCAAAGUACAGUUGUAUAUAGUUCAGAGCACUUGAUUUCGAUUUGGAGGGGCUGGGGCAGGCGGAGAGGGGGCAGAGGCCAGGAAGGAGAGUAAGGAGCAUGGUGGUUUUGGAGAGCUCUCCCCCCAAAUAUGUAAAUACUAUAUACCAGAUAAGUUUAAAUAAGAAAUUCAAUUGCUGCUUACUUUUUGAGUAUGUACUUUAUCUGUAUAGCAAGCUUUGUGGUCAGAAGUUUUUAUAUCGAUUUAAAUCGCUGCUCAUUAGCAGCCAAACAGGAGCAAAAUGUAAAAUUUUUGAACUUACUUGUGUCUAAUUGUCAUUCAUUAGUCUGUAGUUGAUAUUAAAAGUUAAUUUAUGAAUCCAUGACCGUUCCACACUACACCACAGCCAGUCAUGAGAGAAAUACAGCGCUGCGGAGAGCUUGCUGUGAGGGCGGUUGCUCCUUUGUGUGCACCAGGUGUAGUUGUCUUCAUGCUCAUGUGACUUUUUAAUAUGAAAUACCUAAGCUGCCAUGUUUGUUUUGUUUUUCUACAGUUUUCAAGGAAGAGUACAUAACAUUGCCCGUUUCAUAUUCAGAGUAUGAAAGUGGAUUCUAUUUUGUAAGCUGCAGAUACCUAAUGGUGCAUUGAAUGCUUAGCAGGGGGAUCCUUUCCGACAUUGAUUCUGACCCGUCAAAGUUUCAGAAGAAAACUAGAAACUUCUGUGGGUUUUUUCCCCCUCAGGUCUGAGUAGCAUUGCCUUAAAUUGUACCCAAUUCAAAAACGGAUUUGUUUAUGUGAUGUUCAAAUUGUCCAACACAAAAUAUCUUUGCAAACAAAAUAUGUACUUGUCUUCCCAAAGGUUUCCUCGCUGUGAUGCAAACACUCCUUGCGAUUUUGAGGGAAUUCUACUGUUGGACCCUUGAGUGGCAGCUCUAACUGUUGGCAUAGCCAUUUGUUAUGUAGUGGUAGCGACUUUCCUGCUAUGCAGGAACCCCGUGAAGUGUGCAUUUUCUACGAUGUGUGCCUCUUCAUGCAGUCAGUAAUUUCUUGUUAAUGUGUGUUUGAGGGGCUUUGAACUUCAGCGUCAUUUACCCACAAAGUCAUUCACAUUGUAAAAGGUUAUAUAAGAAAUUCACAACUACCUUUUUUAUCCUGUCAAGUUACUGAGCUCACUUUAUGAAAAUGGCUGUAAAUACUUAGCAUGACAAAUUCAGUCAGUAACUCGUCUGUUUCAGCAUGCAUAAGACUUUUUCUUAGGGAAACUGAUAAAGCUUGAGUCAACUAAAUCUGCCUUCGUACUUUAUCAGAGGGGAACCAAGCCUGCUGCGCUUACAUCAGCAUCUGGAAGAUUCUCCUCUCCUCUAAUCUGCGUGCGCAUCUCCAAGCAAAGAAGAAAAAAACAAACUCUGCUCAUACAUCUAUUGGUUUGAGACACCUGAAUGAACUUGGAUGAGGUACAGUCUGAGUUCCCAUCAUGCACAAGUAGAACUGUUCUCGGACUUGUUUUUCUGUUCUUUGUGGACCCUACACGUUUGAAUGACUUGAACGUUGCAUCUUUUCAAGUUAUUUUUUAAGGUUCCUUGGCAUUUUAUCCUAGUUGUCCGUGUUUGGCAAUGUGCUGUUAAAGUAAUAGACUUUUAAUCUUUUAUGUAUUUUUUGUUUUCCCUUGGAGUUCUUGGACAGAUGUUAUAGUGGUUUCUUUUAGGAAAAUCUGUCAUUAAAAAAAUUAUAGCCUUGCAAAUAACCA